Molecule: messenger RNA, 1175 nt
Organism: Diachasmimorpha longicaudata
Lineage: Eukaryota; Metazoa; Arthropoda; Insecta; Hymenoptera; Braconidae
Gene: vnc
Product: variable nurse cells
Exons: 2
Coding region: 464-1054 (196 amino acids)
Biological process (GO): N-terminal protein amino acid acetylation
Cellular component (GO): NatA complex
Molecular function (GO): protein N-terminal-serine acetyltransferase activity; protein-N-terminal-glutamate acetyltransferase activity
Source: RefSeq, a predicted model, not a curated record
CUCAAUUGAUUUGUUGGUGCACUUUAUUGUGUAUUAAAUUCAUUCGAUAUUCGAAGUUAUCUGCUUAUCUGAAUUCGGAUGUUUUGCAGUUGAGUAUAUCCCUCCUUCACCUAAAUUAUAUAUUUACCUCAGAGACAACCCUAGUCAAGUGUUAUUCAGAUCGAGAUCUCUCUCGCUCCACUCAAUACGUGAAUUAUUAAAUUUAACAGGGCUACAAAGCUGACAAUUGAGCUCCAAAGGCAUCAUAUCGGAUGGUAUUUGGUCUGGAAAUUCUUCUUAUCCCGUUUCCGUUUCGUCCGUGAGCUCCUCGGUGGAAUGAGUGAAUCCUCAUCAGUACAUGAUCUCAAAAACGGUCGUUCACGCAUAAAAAAACUUCGCAAGGACUGAAAAAACAUCGAAGCCAACUGCAUCCAACGAAUCACGAUAAUCCACUACCCACUGAUUCUCCAAUUACCUAUUUAAAAUGGCGAUAAAUAUUCGUUGCGCGAAUACCAACGAUCUUCUCAAUAUUCAGCACUGCAAUCUCCAGUGCCUGCCCGAGAACUACCAGAUGAAGUAUUAUCUGUACCAUGCCUUAUCGUGGCCACAGUUGAGCUACGUCGCUGAGGACGAGAAGGGAAGAAUUGUUGGGUACGUCCUGGCUAAGAUGGAGGAGGACUGCGAGGACAAUCCUCACGGUCACAUCACGAGUUUAGCUGUCAAGAGGUCGCAUCGGCGUCUAGGAAUUGCUCAGAAACUCAUGAAUCAGGCCUCGAGGGCCAUGGUCGAAUGCUUUGAUGCUAAUUACGUCUCUCUUCAUGUUCGGCGGAGUAAUAGAGCUGCAUUGAACCUGUACACGAGCAGUUUGGGCUUCGAGGUGUCAGAGGUCGAACCCAAGUACUACGCUGAUGGCGAGGAUGCUUAUGCCAUGAAGAGGGACCUCAGCAGCUUCCACAUCGAGAAGCAGAGCAGGAUCAGAGAUGACGCUUGCAAGGGAGUCAAGGAUUCUGCAGUGAAGAAUACUGGAGCUACUCAGCAGCACACACAUACUGGACGAUGCUGCGAUCACUCUUAGGAAGUUUUAAUGAAUUUAAUUAAGAGUGGAGAAGACUUGUGUACGAAUGGGGUUUAUUAAUUUUUAUGGUAAAUUAAGACUUGGAGAGGUGAAGUGAUAAUAAAGAUCUUGUGGGAUUUAA